AUUUUGCAUACUUUGCUGUAGAUCAGCGGAGACCUGGGGACAUUGGCAACUGGAUGAUUAACAACCGAUGACAAUCGACGUUUGGCUUGACAUUAGCAAUCAUGUUGCCCGAACUGACAGCAGGUGCCCUUGACUUAAUAAUGAACGGUACGGAGGUUGAAAAUCCAGUCUUUCAGAUCUUGGGUCACAAGAGACUCGCUAGCUCAUCCACUGGAGAAAGAUACAGGCUGCUUGUGUCCGAUGGAGUAAAAUCAAACUCCUUUACUAUGCUGGCGACCCAGCUCAACAACCUUAUCACUGACAAUAUCCUGUCCGAGCAUUCAAUUGUUCGCAUCAACCGCUACGCACUUAGUAUGGUUAACAAUGGUGGUACUCAGAGACGUGUGAUGGUAAUCCUAAACAUUGAAGUAUUGGUUCCGGGCAAUGAAGUCGGAGUUGUUUUGGGUGACGUCAAUUCAGAAAAUGCAAAAUCGGAAGAAGUGGCUAAUCAUGCGGCUAAUAAGCCUAACGUCGUGUCACAGAAGCCUGCUGCUCCAGCUCCAGCACCAAAGCCAACUCAAAACAAUAAUUUAAAUGAUUCAAUAUCAAGUGGCAUCAAUACAACUCCCAUUAUUGCUUUAAGUCCUUAUCAAAACAGGUGGGUCAUUAAGGCUCGCGUUGCCAUUAAAUCACCUAUAAGAACCUGGUCAAACUCUCGUGGGGAAGGGAAAUUGUUUAGUAUGGAUUUACUGGAUGAAAGCGGCGAAAUUAGAUGUACAGCGUUUCGCGAACAGUGCGAUCAAUUUUAUGAUAUGAUUGAGAUUGGAGAAGUUUACUACAUCUCACGCUGUAUGCUGAAGCCUGCCAAUAAACAAUUUAAUAAUUUGAAAAAUGAUUAUGAAAUGACUUUGACAAAUGAUUCAGAAGUUAUCGUGUGUAACGAAGAAAACGAGAAAAUUCCAAAUUUACAGUUCAACUUCAUGCCAAUAAGCGUUAUAGAAACAACACCGAAAGAUGAGCUGCUUGAUGUUUUGGGAAUUGUCAAGAGUUUCAGUGACGUACAAAAUUUAAUUGCAAGAACAACCGGUCGUGAACUUAAAAAAAGAGAUGUCAAUAUUGUAGAUGAAAGUAAUAACAUGGUGAGUGUAACCCUGUGGGGUCAGCAAGCAGUUGACUGUGAUUGGUCUACAAAUUCCGUUAUAGCAAUCAAAGGGGCAAAAAUUGGCGAGUACCAAGGGGGUAAAAACUUAUCUUUGGUAGCUUCAUCCAUGCUACAAGUCGAUCCAGACAUACCUCAAGCUCACAAAUUACGCGGAUGGUUUAGGACUGUGGGCGCUAACACAGAAUCUAGGUCGUUAUCCACGACAAAUGCUUCAAGCGGUAUGAACGUACAAUGGGUAACAUUUCAAGAAGCUGAUGAGAAUAAAUUCGGUCAUCAGGACCACCCGAGUUAUUUCAUUUGCAAGGCAACGGUCAAUCUCAUCAGAUCCGAAAAUGUAUUGUACAAGGCAUGCCCUUCAGAAGGCUGUAGAAAGAAGGUUGUUGAUCAAAGCAAUGGAAUGUACAAGUGUGAAAAGUGUCAAAGGGAGUUUCCUAACUUUAUUUAUCGCUUAGUGGCCACCGCGAAUUUGGUGGACUGGACAGGCAAUGAGUGGGCUACUGCAUUCAACGAAGAUGCAGAAAUUUUAAUGAAAGCUUCUGCACAAGAGUUAGGAGAGUUAAAUGAAAAACAUAAAGAUACAUUUUUGGAAAAAAUUGGAGCGGCUGCAUUCAAAUCAUACAUCUUUAAAUUACGUUAUAGGAUGGAAAAUUUUAAUGAUGAAAACAAGUUGAAAGCAACGAUCGUUAAUAUCCAACCAAUAAAUUAUAAGGAGUACACUGAACAUCUACUGAAUAAAAUUCAAGAGUUGGCGGAUAUAAAAAAAUAAAGUUAUAAUCGUUACAGUGUAAGUUAAAUUUUUUUUUUAUGUACUAAUUAUAGUUAAGCAUCUCAUUUCUAGUUUCGU
Messenger RNA from Copidosoma floridanum, 1985 nucleotides. RefSeq names its product replication protein A 70 kDa DNA-binding subunit-like. NCBI's taxonomy places the organism in Eukaryota, Metazoa, Arthropoda, Insecta, Hymenoptera, Encyrtidae. Gene Ontology annotation, molecular function: DNA binding. The record is from RefSeq and is a predicted model, not a curated record. Gene Ontology annotation, cellular component: nucleus. Gene Ontology annotation, biological process: DNA repair; DNA recombination; DNA replication.